Messenger RNA from Diospyros lotus (date-plum), 1867 nucleotides. Its product is annotated as S-adenosylmethionine decarboxylase proenzyme-like. The coding region runs from base 562 to 1674 and encodes 370 amino acids. Gene Ontology annotation, cellular component: cytosol. Gene Ontology annotation, biological process: spermine biosynthetic process; spermidine biosynthetic process. The record is from RefSeq and is a predicted model, not a curated record. NCBI's taxonomy places the organism in Eukaryota, Viridiplantae, Streptophyta, Magnoliopsida, Ericales, Ebenaceae. The transcript is spliced from 3 exons. Gene Ontology annotation, molecular function: adenosylmethionine decarboxylase activity.
UCUCCUCUCCCUCACACAAGAAACCGGCACGCCCCUACCAUCUUUCUCUCUCUUGCCUUUUCCCCUUGUAAUAAGUUCUCCUUGUUCUAAGCAAAACGCUUCCAAUUUCUUUUCUGUACGUUCCGCCAUAAUCGCCAUUGUUGCGUUCUCCCGAAAGAAACGCAAGUUUCUUGCUUUUCUCUCCCUUUUAAUUCGAGCGGGUUGAUGUUGUAAUGGAGACCAAAGGUGGCAAGAAGAAGUCUAGUAGUAGUAGUAGUAGUCGCCAUAGCACUCUACAAUACGAAGCUCCUCUCGGUUACAGCAUCGAAGACGUUCGCCCCAACGGUGGAAUCGAGAAGUUCCGAUCUGCUGCAUACUCCAACUGCGUGAGGAAACCAUCCUGAUACGUUCCCGCAUGACAAUGGCGUUCUCUGUAGAGUAGGAUACCAAAUUUUCUCCGCUUUCUCUUCAGUUUUAUUGACAAGAAUAAGCAGAAUUUCUGGGGUUUUAGCUCUUCUUCUCAACAGAUAGAAACAGAAACAGAAACAGAGUCGAAACCAAGACUGCGUUUCUCUCUCAGCCAUGGCGGUUUCAGCAAUUGGAUUCGAGGGCUUCGAAAAGCGCCUCGAGAUCACCUUUUCGGAUCCACCCUUCUUCUCCGACCCGCAGGGCCUGGGGCUCCGGGCCCUGACCCGGUCCCACCUCGAUUCGAUCCUGGAGCCCGCUUGCUGCACCAUCGUGGCUCAGCUCUCCACCGCCGAGUUCGACUCAUACGUGCUCUCCGAGUCGAGCCUCUUCGUCUACCCCCUCAAGAUCAUUCUCAAAACCUGUGGCACCACGAAGCUGCUCUUAUCCAUCCCCCAAAUCCUCAAACUGGCCGGCUCGCUCUCACUCCAAGUCGACUCGGUGAAGUACUCUCGGGGUACCUUCAUUUUCCAAAAUUCCCAGCCUGCCCCUCACCGGAGCUUUGCGGAAGAAGUUUCUUUCCUGAACGGCUUCUUCGAGAACGGCUACGCGUUUGUACUCGGCGAUCCGGCGGCGCCGAAACGGCUCUGGCACAUCUACUCGGCAUCAGUGAAAUCACAACCGUCGAUCAAACAUCAGACGGCCGUUAUCACUCUGGAAAUGUGCAUGACCGGGCUGGACAGAAGCAAAGCCGCCAUGUUUUUCAAAAACUCGAUACCGGGAUGUGAAAUGACCAAAAUGACGGAAGUUUCCGGGGUAUCCGAUAUAAUUCCGGAUCACCUGAUCUGCGACUUCGAGUUCGACCCGUGUGGAUAUUCGAUGAAUGGGGUUGAAGGGUCGGCAUACUCUACGGUGCACGUGACACCAGAGGAUGGCUUCAGCUACGCCAGCUACGAAGCGAUGGGGUUCGAUCACGAGUCGAUCGGGUUCGAGCCGCUCGUCCGGAGGGUCCUGAAGUGCUUCAACCCGGCGGAGUUCACGGUGGCAGUGACGUGCGCGGGCGGGGCCAGCGUGGAGUGGGCCGGAGGGGAUUUGGAAGGGUACACGUGUGAAUCUGGGGUGAAGCAGGAGCUGCCACGCGACGGGUGCAUUGUGUACCGGUGCUUUGCUGCCAAGGGGGAGGGGGAGGGUGGCGGCGGCUCGAGUGCAAAGUCCGUGAUGCAUUGCUGGAAGGAGGUGGCGGAGGAAGGCGGCGCCGUGGUGGCGCGCCAGUGUGUGUCGUCGGCGUAGUGGGAAAGGUUUAUUUUUGUAAUUUGGUUGGUGCGGAAUGGGCAAAACUGGCUUUCCCGAUUUAGGUUUCUAGAAUUCUCUCUCUCUCUCUCUCUCUCUUUUUGUGGCUCUUUUUCUCCACUUUGUUUGCGGAAUAAGGGUGGAUUUAUUUAGCUCAAUUUCAAUUUUCAAAUAAGCUUAUUGUUUCUCUCUC